CGAAUCAAACGCGGCCCUAAAAAGGGUAACUGGAAACUGGAAGCAGAGCGCCAAAAGAAAAUGGCGCCAUUGAAAUCUCUGGAGCGGGUGUACCCAAUCAUAGACUCCAAUUUCCAGAACUUUUGUUCUUCACACGGCAUUUUCACUGGUAUUUUUUUUUCGUCCCGUUUGAUUCCGAUUCAAUUUAGCCCCAUCGUCACUGAAGGAGUGGCUCCAUUUUUGUCGCCAGUGGAGGAUUUCCUCGUCCACGACCUCUACGUUUUAGCUGCUUUUGCUGAGCAACAGCCUGCGUCUGAGAAAUUGAAGCAGGGGAUUACCGAAGUACUUUCAAUAAUUGAUGCUAAGCGACAGCCAUGGAUGAACGGUUUGGAGCUUUUGGAAGAUGCUGGAGAAAAUAAGCAUAUUCUGUCCACUGGUUGCGAAGGGGUUGAUGCUUUGCUUGGAGGUGGUUUACGUGAGGGACAGUUGACGGAAAUUGUUGGCCCAUCUUCUUCUGGUAAAACUCAGGUUUGCCUACGAGCUGCUUCAAAUGUGGCAAUGAAGUACAAUGCAAAUGUUUUCUACCUGGACACAGGGAACUCCUUUUCGCCCCAUCGCAUCUCAGACUUUGUUCAUUGGAAAUCAGCAUCUGCUUUAGAUGGGACUGAACACAGCAUUCUUCAACAAGUAAUGAGCAGUAUAUCAUGCCACUCUGUGUUCGACAUCUUUGCAAUGUUUGAUGUGUUGCAUGAGCUGGAAUUCAGUUUGAGAUCCCAGAUGUGCAAAGGCGAUCGCAGAGUGCAGUUACUGAUUGUAGAUUCAAUUUCUUCACUAAUUACACCCAUCCUUGCUGGAAGUAGUUCACAGGGACAUGCUUUAAUGAUAUCUGCUGGAUAUCUACUGAAGAAGAUAGCUCAUGAACAUAACAUUGCAGUACUAGUAACAAAUCACACGGUGGGUGGUGAUAGAGGUUCUUCAAAACCUGCCCUUGGAGAGAGUUGGAAGAGUGUCCCACACGUGAGGCUUCAGCUUUCCCGAGAUCCGGGAAGCAAUUUCUGCAAUGCUUCAAUAUUAAAACACUCAUUCAUGGCAUCUGGUAUCACUGCAAGGUUUGUAAUUUAUGAAUCACAAGAAGGAAUUCCUCGUACAAUGAAUUAGCGUAUGGCAACCUCAACUCAGGGCUCAUUAAUUCAAAUGGAGUGCGAAGGUCGGUACCAAAACUUGAAAGUUUUGCUGCCUUCUAUCGGGUGCUUUCUUUGUUAACUAUCUGGAUUAGUUUAUUUGGUUCUUGUUUGUUUUUAGUUGAUAUAGAGAGGGGGUAAAGGGCAUCCAUUUCUGAUGGUGCGCCGAACCAAAUGACCAUAUUUGUGGAAUAAAAGCAAUAUACAAUUCAAUAAACAUACACUGUUUUUAACUUCU
Messenger RNA from Momordica charantia (bitter melon), 1398 nucleotides. It is a transcript of the gene RAD51D, whose product is annotated as DNA repair RAD51-like protein. Gene Ontology annotation, biological process: DNA strand invasion; reciprocal meiotic recombination; telomere maintenance. The record is from RefSeq and is a predicted model, not a curated record. Gene Ontology annotation, cellular component: microtubule organizing center; replication fork; Rad51B-Rad51C-Rad51D-XRCC2 complex. Gene Ontology annotation, molecular function: single-stranded DNA binding; four-way junction DNA binding; ATP-dependent DNA damage sensor activity. Lineage: Eukaryota; Viridiplantae; Streptophyta; Magnoliopsida; Cucurbitales; Cucurbitaceae.